AUGAACCAUCCAGACAUCACCAAGUACCAAGCUGAUCCAGAGGCAGACUGGAGAAUGUUGCCAGACCCAGUUCUCACCGCAGCUCAUGCCAUGCACUAUGACCAAGCUACCGACCUACCCGAGAUGGGGAAGAUGGUUGUCCUCCCGAAUUUAGGCCCCGGUCUUUUCGGCUUCAAACUGAGCCACUGGCUAGAGAUAGAUCAGUGGCUGGUCAAUGUCAACAACAUCCUCACGACGUACCAUCUGAACCGCCUCAUUGACGUCCGAAUUCCUCGACCGAAGCGAAACAGUCCCAACGCCGAGAACUGGCUCAAUCUCUCGAUGCAAGUGGCUGGAUGGUUGGUCUCCAACAUGACAACUGAAAUGUAUCAGUGGAUCGAGUCUCGCGGGUAUCGUAUCGCUUUGGCGGACGAGUUGAUCUAUGUCACCAUACUCGCCUGCCAGACGUUCAGCCCACUCAAGUAA
Penicillium cinerascens is the source of this 465-nucleotide messenger RNA. Its product is annotated as Shikimate kinase. NCBI's taxonomy places the organism in Eukaryota, Fungi, Ascomycota, Eurotiomycetes, Eurotiales, Aspergillaceae. The transcript has a single exon. Bases 1 to 465 code for a protein of 154 amino acids. The record is from RefSeq and is a predicted model, not a curated record.